This is a messenger RNA of Paramecium pentaurelia, 1026 nucleotides long. The record is from the annotation of a GenBank genome assembly. NCBI's taxonomy places the organism in Eukaryota, Ciliophora, Oligohymenophorea, Peniculida, Parameciidae.
AUGAUGAAAAAUAAAUUAGGAAUUAAAAACUUCAAUUAUUAUGCUGCAAAUGAAUUAGAAUCAGAUGCUUAUUCUAAAUUUUAUUAAAUGGAUGAAUUUUUAUUAGAAAAAAUAUAUAUUACUGAUGAAAGAGAAUAAGUAUUUUUAAUAAAUGCUUUUGAAAACAUAAUAAAGUUAAAUCUUCCUAAUAUUGUAUAAUAUUAUGAAAUUGAUUAUAAUGAAAAAGAAAAAUGUAUUGAAGUUUUAAGGAGAUUUUAUAAAACUAAAUUGUUAGAUCAUUAAAUUAGAAACAAAUUUUUAGUUGUUACAAUAACUCAACAAUUAUUUUAAACAUUAGCUUCUCUUGAAGGAUUUGGAGUACAUUUAUUAGGAUUAAAAGCAACAAACAUUUUUUUUGAAAAUGAUAAUAUUUACAUCAGUGGAUUUGUUAGAUCUGAAAAAUUUCUACUUUCAUAACCAAUAUUCUAAUCUAAACAUUUAAAGAGUUUUAUAUAAGAAUGCAUUACAACUAAGAAAUAUAAUAUUACCUAAAGAUAUCAAAGAAAAUCUCAUGCUAUGAUUUAUGCUGCAUUAACUGUAUUAUUACAAUUCAUUUUAAAUGAAGAUUUUGAAUAAAUAGCCAAUAUUAUUAGAUGGUUAGAUAAUGGGGAAGAUAAUCUAAAAGCUGUUCCAAGUACAUAAAAAUUACUUGCAAUUAUUGAAGAAAAAUAUGAUUGCAUGAGAAUUUUCAUUGAAUAAGCAAAAUGUCUUUUGACUAAUGAAUUUCUAAAUCCAACAGAAGAUUUAGCCAUUUAAAUGAUGCUUUUAGCCUCUGAACUUAGAUUUGAGAAUAAUAUUAUAGUGUUAGGAGAAUACUAUAACUUAAAUUAAAAGACAGAAAUUAAAUAACAAUAAUAAUUACAAAAAGAUACUAAAAUUUAACAACCCAAAGAGCUUAAUGUAUAAAUUGAAUAAAAUAAAUAAAAAGUAAAAUCUGCUUAAGCUAAAAGAUGUGGUGGAGGAUUUGUAGUUAAAUAAAAAAAAUGA